UCACGUGACACAGUAACGAGUGCUCAAGCUUUGCUGUGUGGUGUCAAUCAGGGACUGCAGCACCUGCUCCUCUGGCCCUCGGUGACAAGGGGUUAAUGUGCGCAAGGUCUUGCAGAGUUGCCGUGGCUUUGGCUUGCUCCGCCCCCUCCUCUGUGCUCCUGUAUGUGUGUGUCACUGUGUGAGCUCAGCCUGCCUCCCCGGCCGUGCUAUCCGCCUCCCUGCAGCCGCCCUUCCCCUCGCACUGCUCCCACUUAUUCUGGCUAUUGUGUAUAAUCGCCUGGAAGCCGACUCACUCUAAUCAAGCAGAUUAGAGAUUCUUGCGCGCCCGGAAAUCCCAAUGCCCCCCUCCCCCAUCCAUCUCAGCUCACAUCCAGCAAACUCUUUCCUGUCUUUUAAAACUUACUAUUGCGCCUCCUGCUUCUCUUAGUCUCCCCCAUAUAUGCCUCCCCUAAUUUGUGUACCCAAUAUCCCAGCCUUGCUUACUGCUCUCCUCCCCCAACUCUCAUCAUGUCUCUCCUCCUCCUCCUCCUCUGUCUCUCUCCCAGGACGUCGGCUGAUCCGGGGCCGCCAGGGAAGGGCUUAGGGGGCUGAUGGAAGGGAGAUGGAGCUCCGGCGGUGGCCUGGCUGGUGCUACUUUCUAUUAAAAUGAGGAGGAGGAAGAAGAAGCAGCAGCAGCAUCAUCAUCCCUAAUAGCAGCAGCAAUAAUAGAGCAGGGAACGGCGGCAGCACCAGCAGGAGGAGGAGGAGUGAUGAGUCAAUACAACUAAUAAUUUAAUGGGGACACAGAAUCGCAGAGAGAGAGACGCAAGGCAGCUCCGGACAAACAAACAUACACAACACACACUCACUGAUACAGCAACCUGCCAGCCUGGGAAGAACACCACCAACAAGCUAACAACAACAACAUCAUCAACUCCUGAUUAUUAUCAUCAUCCUGCCUAUUGUUAAAUAAUGCACGAACCUGAGACAGGAGAACUGAAUAAACCCAGGACUGAAGAGAGACAUUUUGCCUCCAGCACUUUCUUUUGACCUUCCCCUUUAUUUAUUUUUUUGCUUUCCUGGGGAUCUCACUUUUUUCUGCCCUCGAGUUUCCUCGCUUUCAUUUCUUUAUCCAUCAUUUCUUUUUUCUGUAAUUUUAUUUUUCUGUCUGUGGUGGUGUUGGGUGGGGGGGAGUUGAUGAAGAAGAAGAAGACUGCAACCUUACUGAAUUUUAUUGCCAUAGAAGUGGAAGCCUGAAGCUCCCCUCUCUGUAUCUUCCUCACUUUCUCCUCCUGAGAUGUUGCAAUUUAGUCGCUGAAUCUUUCCUGCUAGAAACUUUGUUGCAUUUAGUGUCACAUUGUGAAAGUCACUGCACUGCUGGAUGUCACUGCUAAGCAACUCUCUCUGCGGUCCGACCACUUCUUCCCUCCUAUCAGUGCACCUAUCUUUUCCUCCAAUGUGAAGCUAGCUCCAACUAUCUGAUGCGUUCAUGGGGUUCCAGCCUCUGGAGGAUGUUGAACUACAACUGCCACCAUCUAUUGACAAGUGCAUUUGUGUUGUCAGUGGAUGCUGGGAUUUGUUAUAAAACAUCAGAUGGAGGGCCACAUAUAGGUGAUCCUUAGAGGCGGGACUGAGCAUGGAUCAUUCGAACGAGACAACUCAGGGGAUAGAACAUUCGGAAAUGUCUAACAAUGUAAACGAUCCAAAGGGUCCACCAGCCAAAAUAGCCUGCCUUGAGCAGAAUGGCAGUCCUCUAGGAGGAAGAGCAAGACUUGGAAGCACAGGAGGAAAAAUGCAUGGAGUGCCACUUAGACAUUCUUCACAACUGUUAAGGACAAAUAUUCGGAAAGGAAAUAUGAUUCCAGUGUUCUGUGUGGUGGAACAUUAUGAGAACUUCAUUGAAUAUGACUGCAAAGAAGAACAUGCUGAAUUUGUUUUGGUCAGGAAAGACAUGCUUUUUAACCAACUGAUUGAAAUGGCUCUGCUAUCUCUUGGAUAUUCUCACAAUGCAGCCGCCCAGGCCAAAGGGCUAAUCCAAGUUGGAAAGUGGAAUCCAGUUCCCCUCUCCUGUGUGACAGAUGCCCCUGAUGCCACAGUAGCAGACAUGUUGCAGGAUGUUUUCCAUGUGGUCACACUGAAAAUACAGCUACACAGUUGUCCUAAACUAGAAGACUUGCCUCCAGAGCAGUGGUCCCACAUAACAGUCAGAAAUGCUCUAAAGGACUUACUGAAAGAUAUGAACCAGAGUUCGCUGGCUAAGGAAUGUCCCCUUUCACAGAGUAUGAUUUCUUCCAUUGUGAACAGCACUUACUAUGCAAAUGUUUCAGCAGCAAAAUGUCAAGAAUUUGGAAGGUGGUAUAAACAUUUCAAGAAGACAAAAGAGAUGAUGGCAGAUAUUGAAGAUUUAUCAGAACUGUCUCAACAAAGUACCAAUCAUGUUAACUAUGGUCAGCAGCCUGGUCCUGUUGGUACUCCAGAAAAGCCUUCAUCCCCAGUUCAGAUUUCUCACAGUAGUCAACCACCUGUGCGGACGCCACUUCCCAAUUUGCAUCCAGGACUUGUUUCUACUCCCAUCAGCCCUCAGUUAGUAAAUCAGCAGCUGGUAAUGGCUCAGUUACUGAACCAGCAAUAUGCUGUAAACAGACUACUCGCACAGCAGUCCUUAAACCAACAGUACUUGAACCAUCCUCCUCCUGUCAGUAGAUCAAUCAACAAGCCUUUGGAGCAACAGCUUUCGCCCAACACAGAAGUGUCUUCCGAUAUCUACCAGUGGGUACGUGAUGAAUUAAAACGAGCAGGAAUCUCGCAAGCAGUAUUUGCACGAGUGGCUUUCAACAGAACUCAGGGCUUGCUCUCUGAAAUACUGCGAAAGGAAGAAGAUCCCAAGACCGCAUCACAAUCCUUACUUGUAAAUCUUAGAGCAAUGCAGAAUUUCCUUCAGCUGCCAGAGGCUGAGCGUGACCGUAUAUAUCAGGAUGAAAGGGAAAGAAGCCUUAAUGCAGCGUCAACCAUGGGCCCAGCACCUUUGAUAAGCACACCAUCCAGUCGCCCGUCACAGGUGAAGACGACUACCAUUGCAACAGAGCGGAAUGGGAACCUGGAAAACUGCACGAUGAAUAUUAAUGCUUCCAUUUAUGAUGAAAUCCAGCAGGAAAUGAAGAGAGCGAAAGUAUCCCAGGCUCUGUUUGCAAAGGUUGCAGCUUCUAAAAGCCAGGGCUGGCUGUGUGAACUAUUACGGUGGAAAGAAGACCCUUCCCCAGAAAACAGGACUCUAUGGGAAAACCUUUCAAUGAUACGAAGGUUCCUUAGUCUUCCCCAACCAGAAAGAGAUGUGAUUUAUGAGCAAGAGAGUAAUGCGGUUCAUCAGCACAGUGAAAGGCCAUCUCAUGUGAUCCAUGUUUCUGCUGAACAGAUUCAGCAGCAGCAACAACAACAACCACAGCCUCCUGGUCCCAGGCUACCCCCAAGACAGCCCACAGUUGCAUCUCCAGCUGAAUCCGAGGAAGAAAAUCGCCAGCAAUCCCGGCCACGAACAAAGAUCUCUGUUGAGGCCCUGGGUAUUUUGCAGAGCUUCAUACAAGAUGUAGGGCUUUACCCUGAUGAAGAAGCUAUCCAAACACUGUCCGCACAGCUUGACCUACCCAAGUACACCAUUAUUAAGUUUUUCCAGAAUCAGAGAUACUAUCUCAAGCACCACGGAAAGCUGAAAGACAAUUCUGGCCUAGAAGUUGACGUGGCCGAUUAUGACGACGACGAGUUGCCUAAAGAUUCCGAAGAGAAUACACAGGACAAAAGUACUAGUACACUGUUUCCAGUUAAACUUGAAGAGGAUUUCCCUGGGAAAGGAAAUACAGAUAUCACUGCUGAAAUGAAAGACUUAUCAUAAAGUAUUAUUUUUAUUCCACUGGUAUUACCAAUCACGAUUCCAUCCCAUGUACUGUCAAUAGCGUUUUUGCGUACGUUUUUCAGACAAGACAAAAACUUGCACAAAAAAAGUAAAAAACAAAACAAAAAAAUCAACAAAAACUUAAAUGAAACAGAAAAUACAUGUUUUACUCUGUCUAUGGACUGUUCUGAUUCCUUAUAUAAGAGAUUGUUUGAUAGUUAUAUUCACUGGAUAAGCCACAAUGAACUUGACGCGCAUGAUUCUAGUGCAGGUGAAUCCUUCCCUGGAGCGUACAAACAAGCAUAUGAAGCUUUUCGUGUUUCCUUCGUUUUCUGUUCUCCUGUUCUCGACCCCACAUUCGAUCUUCUGAAAGUUAUAAAUACGAGUACUGUGUGUUUGGAGUACAGAGGAACUCUAUUGCAGUCACAAAUGAUAACAUGCCAACAAUGCCUUGUGUUAUAUGGCACUGCCGUAACUUAGAUUUCCUCUUUUCUUUGGAAACGAAAGGUCACUCAUUUUUUUUUUUCACCAUUUUUCGUUAAUAAGACCCGGUUGAGUCCCAUUUAAUUAUCCGUAGAUCCUGCAUCUUGUUGUAAUUAUUUUAUUCCUCCAGGAUAUUUUUUUUUAAUAAUAAUAAUAAGUAAUAGUGAUACUAUUUGUUACCAUUCAGAUCUGAUUUUUUUUUUCUAUUUAUAUAUGUAUUUUGAUGGGCAGUAAAACAAAAGUGUCUUAAAAAGUUUUAAAUAGAGAAAAUGUGCUUUACAGAGUUGCCUAUAAAAAGUGCUCUAUGUUAUUCAAGCAAUUCAUACUUAUAAGCUUCACUCUUAUUGUGGUAUGCAAUUUUUACUAUCAUGCAAACAAGCUUAGGUAAAUCAAACAAAUAGAUCACCUUAGAAACUUAUGCAAUUAAUGUGAAAAAAAAAGAAUUGAUGUUUGCAAUGUGUCUUCCCCCUUGGUUUACAAUCAAUUUUCAAGCUACAUCUGUACAAAGUUACUGUAUAAAGGUGUAUUUCUUUUUUAUGAGUUUAUUGCUAUGAAAACACCAGUGAUUUUGUUACAGCUGGCUGUUUUUAUAAAUGUUCCACAAUUUUCUUUAUGCAAAGAUGUUCUGACUAGGAGUGGUUAUUGACUGUAACUACACAAUUAAAACUGUUUGUUUGGUAUAACAUG
This is a messenger RNA of Xenopus laevis (African clawed frog), 5035 nucleotides long. RefSeq names its product SATB homeobox 1 L homeolog (gene satb1.L). The transcript has 12 exons. Lineage: Eukaryota; Metazoa; Chordata; Amphibia; Anura; Pipidae. The record is from RefSeq and is a predicted model, not a curated record. Gene Ontology annotation, cellular component: nuclear lumen; nucleus. The coding region runs from base 1616 to 3865 and encodes 749 amino acids. Gene Ontology annotation, biological process: chromatin remodeling; regulation of transcription by RNA polymerase II. Gene Ontology annotation, molecular function: RNA polymerase II cis-regulatory region sequence-specific DNA binding; DNA-binding transcription factor activity, RNA polymerase II-specific; DNA binding.